CAACGCACUCGCCACCCACCAUUCAAAUCCCCCUCUCUUCUCCCCCUCCCUGCUCCCUUCAACCGCUGCUCGGGCUCGGGCUGUUCGUUCGGCUCCAUGGCCUUCCGACUGUCCUCCCCGCCCUCCUCCGCCGCCGCGGCGGAGGCGUGGAAGUGGCUGGGCUUCGUGACGGCGGUGUGGGUGCAGGCCAUCUCCGGCAAUAACUACACCUUCUCCAACUACUCCGACGCCCUCAAGUCCCUCAUGGGCCUCACACAGCUCCAGCUCAACAACCUCUCCGUCGCUAAGGACGUCGGCAAGGCCUUCGGCCUCCUCGCCGGCCUCGCCUCCGACCGGCUCCCGACGCCGGUGAUCCUGCUCAUCGGGUCGGUCGAGGGGCUGCUGGGCUACGGGGCGCAGUGGCUGGUCGUCAGCCAGCGGAUCCAGCCCCUCCCGUAUUGGCAGAUGUGCAUCUUCCUGUGCAUGGGAGGGAACAGCACAACGUGGAUGAACACGGCGGUCCUCGUCACCUGCAUCCGCAACUUCCGGCGCAACCGCGGCCCCGUCUCCGGCAUCCUCAAGGGCUUCGUCGGCCUCAGCACCGCCAUCUUCACCGACAUCGCCGCCGCCCUCUUCUCCUUCCCCUCCUCCUUCCUCCUCCUCCUCUCCCUCGUCCCCUUCGCCGUCUGCCUCUCCGCCGUCCUCUUCCUCCGCGAGUCCCCUCCUCCCGCCCCCGCCACCGCCGCCGCCGCCCCCGAGGACCCCAAGGACGAGCCCCGCUACUUCGGGGCCUUCAACGCGGUGGCCGUCGCCAUCGCCGUCUACCUGCUCACGUUCGACGUGACCGCCCCCCACGGUCCCGCCUUCUCCCGCGUUUUCGCCGCCGGCCUCCUCGUGCUCCUGGCCUCGCCGCUGGCCGUGCCGGCGUACUGCUUCUUGAAGAGCUUGACCCCCCGGGGGCCCCUCUCUCGGGGCUCCGACAUGGAGAAGCAGCCGGGCCUGGGCGACCUCGCCGAGCCGCUGCUGAGGCAGGAGGUCGUCCCGGAGAGCCAGCAGAAGCCGGAAGUCGUGGAGGAGGCGGCGGCGGUGGAGAAGAGGAGGCCGGCGAUCGGAGAGGACCACACGAUAUUCGAGGCGAUGAGGAGCGUGGAUUUCUGGAUCCUGUUCGUAUCGUUCUUGUGCGGCGUGGGGACUGGGCUGGCGGUGAUGAACAACAUGGGGCAGAUGGGGUUGGCCUUGGGCUACGCCGACGUGUCCAUGUUCGUCUCCUUGACCAGCGUCUGGGGAUUCUUCGGCCGGAUCGGGUCGGGUUCUCUGUCCGAAUACUUCCUCAAGAAAGCCGGAACUCCAAGACCACUCUGGAACGCGGCGUCCCAGAUCCUGAUGGCUGUUGGCUACGUGAUCCUGGCCAUGGCACUGCCUGGCUCCCUAUACAUUGGCUCCAUCGUGGUCGGCGUCUGCUACGGCGUCCGCCUGGCAGUCACAGUCCCCACCGCCUCCGAGCUGUUCGGGCUUAAGUACUACGGCCUCAUCUACAAUGUCCUGAUCCUGAACCUCCCGCUCGGCUCGUUCCUCUUCUCCGGACUCCUCGCCGGCCUGCUGUACGACGCGCAGGCGACCAGCACAGCCGGGGGCGGGAACACCUGCGUGGGGCCCCACUGCUACCGGCUCGUGUUUGUGGUCAUGGCUAUUGCCUGUGUCGUGGGGUUCGGGUUCGACGUGCUGCUUGCCGUGAGGACCAAGAAGGUCUACGCCAAGAUCUAUGCCAGCAAGAAGUCGAGGAGAGUGGGAUCUGAUGGUCAAUGAUGACGUUAGUAAUUCGAUAGGCUGCUACGGUUGUAGGGCAAGGGACUGUAUUCUAUUCCUGGGUUACUUUUUCUUUGGCCCAGUGAUAAGUUUAUAGAAAGAGAAUAUGCAGAUUCUCUGGAGAAAGAACCUUAGGUCAGCCCACAGUUUUACAACCUUCAUAUGAUAUUUGGAGGGGCCCUAAAAGGCGUAAGGAGCUGCCUGCUAAGCAGUCGUACUGUGCAAUUCUUUUUAAGGGUCUAGGUCCACAAAUUUUUAGUAUGAUUUGCUGAUCUUCCUAAUUAAUUGGAGAAUCUCUCCAUUUCAUGCUA
Molecule: messenger RNA, 2096 nt
Organism: Eucalyptus grandis
Lineage: Eukaryota; Viridiplantae; Streptophyta; Magnoliopsida; Myrtales; Myrtaceae
Product: protein NUCLEAR FUSION DEFECTIVE 4
Cellular component (GO): membrane
Source: RefSeq, a predicted model, not a curated record